Polyodon spathula (Mississippi paddlefish) is the source of this 10905-nucleotide messenger RNA. RefSeq names its product chromodomain-helicase-DNA-binding protein 7-like. The coding region runs from base 483 to 9590 and encodes 3035 amino acids. The record is from RefSeq and is a predicted model, not a curated record. The transcript is spliced from 38 exons. NCBI's taxonomy places the organism in Eukaryota, Metazoa, Chordata, Actinopteri, Acipenseriformes, Polyodontidae. Gene Ontology annotation, molecular function: ATP binding; protein binding; ATP-dependent chromatin remodeler activity.
AACGCGCCCCACUGCUUGUGGAAGGUGAGCGAGCGUCUCUCGAGGAGAGGAAUCGAGAACGCGGUCGCCGGGAUCGAUCGGAUUAAAUUUGAAUAGACUGAAAUUAACACAAAGGAGAGAGAGAGAGAGUCAGCGAGGACGGGACACGGAGACACUGAAACUAAUAACAACCACUGAAUUUGUACAUUUAUAAAUAAAGUUGAUUUUUUUUUUUUUUUAAAGAUAUAUUUCUGUUGGAAAUACACACUAACGAGACUUAAUUUGAGACAACCCUAAACUAACAGGGUCCCGUAAGCUGACUUUGCCUGACUCUGCAUUGUCUGACAGAAUUAAGGAAAUAUGGAGUGACAUGCAGGAGAUUUAGUUAAAGGAUUAAAAGCUUUGAGGACAUACGCCUCAGUGGAAGAAGCACAGACUAGCUCUCUUGUAGUAACAGCAGCACCGCAGGGGGAAGCUGCGGGCUGAGAAGGAAGGAAGGAAGGAUGGCUGACCCUGGGAUGAUGAGCUUAUUUGGGGACGAUGGGAAUCUGUUCAGUGAAGGGUUGGAGGACCUUGGUGAGUGCGGCUUUCCGGAAAGCCAGGUCAACCCACUGGGACCUCAGUUGCCCAUUGACCAGGGUUACGGGUCUCUGCCAUCAUCCCUCCACCACCCGCCACAGCCACCACCUGGCCAAGGCCAGCCCAAACUAAGCCACUUUGACCACUUCAGUCAGUACGAGCAGCAGAAGAUGCACUUGAUGGAGCAGCAAGGAGGUCGGAUGUUGUCAAACGCACCUGGGAACGGGAUGUCCUCUCCUCAUUCGCAGUAUCACAACCCUCCCCCACCAGUCUCUCAUGGAGGUGGAGGUCAAAUGGGUGUCUACCCUGGCCUUCAGGGAGAGAGACAUGGCCAGCCCUUUGUGGACAGUGGCUCUCUCUGGGGGCCUAGGGCCGUUCAAGUCCCUGAACAAGUCAGAGCACCUUUUCAGCAGCCGCCGACUCAACAGUCAGCCCCUUCUGGCCAUGUUCAACAGAUGGGUGCUUACAUGGCCCGUGGGGAUUACUCCAUGCAGCCACACAGCCAGACACCCACUCCUCCCAGGAUCAACCCAUUCUCCCAGGGCCCGCAGCAGGAGGGAGGCAGAGGACCUCCGGCCAAUCACUUCUUGGGCCACAUGUCCCCACAGCAAAACCCGAACCUCGUCGGCCCACCUAUGCGCCACCCAGUACAACAGCAGCAACCGCAGCAGUUUCACCACCGCCCAACUCAGGGCAACCUCCACCCAGAAUCUGUUGCCCAUAGCCCUCGCUUCUCCCCCAGCCCCUCACAACCGCAGCAGCAACAACAGGUUGUAGCAACAGGGAGACCCCAGCAAAGCCUGACCUUCAAUUCGCGGAACCAGGCAGUCCCGUCAACCACUGUAAACAACUCAGGGCAGUAUUCUCCUUACUCUCCGUAUAGCAACCUCAAUCAGGGAUUAGUGAACAAUACAGGGAUGAGUCCCAACAUUGGCCUUACCAGCAACAACACCCCCAUGACCCAGGGGCGCUACCCCAAUACUGCCGUCGGUUUUCCAUCAAGCACCUCCCAGGGGCUAAUGCACCAACAGUCAAUUCAAGUCAACCAAAUCAAUUCCCAGCCUAUGCACCCCACCCAGCAGCCGCAGCCAGCUCCACAGCAGCAACCUCAGGGAUCCUAUGGUUCUCCCCCUCCCAUGUCCCCCAUGAAGGCCUUGUGCAACCCUGCUGGAACGCCUCCCCCGCAACAAGUCAGACCGGGGAGUGCAGGCAUGGUAAUGGAGGUUGGGGGUUACCCCAACAUGCCUCACCAGCCUCCGGGAGCAAUAGGGCUGGCCCAGAGGAACAUUGGCCCCAGAGGCCUGCAGCAGCCACCUUCCUCACAGCCCUAUAUGGGCUUGUCGCCCAGCCAGAGAGACAUGGCUGGGGGUCUGCGCCCUGCUGGAGGGAUUGGGGGGAACCAUGCUGAGGCACCGGGGAUCCAAGAACUGCGUCUGCUCGCUGGACCUCCCCAGCAGCCACAUCAUCCAGGACAACCGUUGCUGCCACCACUGCCUUUUCAGAAGCAACAGCUGCCAACAUGCCCACCCAUGCAGCAGCAACCACACCUGAUCAUGCACCACCAGAACUCUCCUCCCCCACAGUCUCACCACCAGCCGUGGGCGCAGCAACACAAGUCCCCACCUAUGCCUCAGAAAGUGCCUGUUCAACAGCCUUCUCAAUCAGAUCCAUCAGUCAAGAUACCAGCAUCAGACAUGACACAGGUUUCUAGCCAGAACUCUCGGCUGGUGAACUGUGAAGAGCCGCAGACUGAACUGGAGCAGAAGCAGCAGAAAAAGAAAAAGAAGAAAAAAGCCACUCGGGUCCGCACUGGGGAAAUCACUAAAGACACUGGAGAGAAGACUCUCCAGGAAGGACUUGGCCCUCUGAGCCCAGAGACAUGUGGCUUUCCAGAGAAGAAGAAAAAGCCAAAGGAGAAGAAAGAGCCUAAGGAACCUAAAAAGCCCAAGGAACCCAAGACUCCGAAAGCUCCCAAAACACCAAAAGAACCCAAGGAGAAGAAAGUGAAAGCGACCACCCCAAAACCCAAGAGCACCAAGAAAGCCAGCAGCAACAAAGCUGAUCCAGAGAUAAGCACUACAAAGAAAAAGGAAGGAAAACGUAAGCGGGAAUCCUUAGAUAAUUCAGACUUGGAAAAAUCACCCCCUCCUUCACCAGAGGAGGAGGAUGAUCUGGGCAUUCAGAAGAGGCGUUCCAGCAGGCAGGUUAAAAGAAAGCGAUACACAGAAGAAUUGGAGUUCAAAAUCUCUGAUGAUGAAGUGGAGGAUGUGGGUGAUGGUACAGGAAGAAAAUCUCCAUCAAAUACUUCGCAGACAGAGCCGCAGGAGGUUCCUGAUGAUGGUCCUGUGGUAGAAAAAAUCAUGAGUGUGCACAUGGGAAAGAAACAGUUGGAGUCUGGGGAAGAGGUGGAUGUCGAAGAAUUUUACGUCAAAUUCAAAAAUUUCUCCUACCUUCAUUGUCGAUGGGCUGAUUUGGAAGAGCUGGAGAAAGACAAAAGAAUCCAUCAGAAGAUCAAGAGAUUCAGAGCCAAGCAGUCUGUCAAGUUCCUCAGUGAGAUGGAAGAUGAGCAUUUCAAUCCGGACUAUGUGGAAGCAGAUAGAAUACUGGAUGUAUCUGAAAGCACUGAUGAUAAUGGAGAGACUGUCUCUCACUAUCUGGUGAAGUGGUGUUCACUUCCUUAUGAAGACAGCACUUGGGAACUGAAACAAGACAUCGACCAGGCUAAGAUUGAGGAAUUUGAGAAACUGAUGGCCAGAGAACCUAAACAGACACGUGUGGAGCGACCUCCUCCCAAUGACUGGCAGAAAUCUGAAAGUUCCAGGGAAUAUAAAAAUGGUAACUCACUCAGGGAAUACCAGCUGGAGGGAGUCAACUGGCUGCUGUUCAAUUGGUACAACGCACGUAACUGCAUUUUGGCAGAUGAAAUGGGUUUGGGAAAAACAAUCCAGUCCAUCACAUUUCUACAUGAGAUAUUUCUGAAGGGAAUUCACAGCCCUUUCCUGAUUAUUGCACCUCUAUCAACCAUUCCUAACUGGGAGAGGGAAUUUCAUACAUGGACAGAAUUGAAUGUGAUUGUCUACCAUGGCAGCCAAGCUAGCAGACGGAUGAUACAAACUUACGAAAUGAACUUCAGGGAUUCACAGGGUCGUGUAAUAAAGGGAGCCUACAAAUUCCAUGCUGUCAUCACCACUUUUGAAAUGAUACUGACCGACUGCCCAGAACUGCGAAACAUUCAGUGGCGUUGUGUUGUCAUUGAUGAGGCCCACAGACUAAAGAACAGGAAUUGCAAGCUGCUAGAGGGGCUAAAAAUGAUGGACAUGGAGCACAAGGUUUUGCUGACUGGAACUCCUUUGCAGAACACUGUGGAAGAGCUAUUCAGCCUGUUGAAUUUCUUAGAGCCUGAACGAUUCCCUUCAGAAACCACCUUCAUGCAAGAGUUUGGAGAUCUGAAAACUGAGGAGCAGGUGCAAAAACUCCAGGCUAUUUUGAAACCAAUGAUGUUGAGACGCCUAAAGGAGGAUGUGGAAAAGAACUUGGCACCAAAGGAAGAAACAAUCAUUGAGGUGGAGCUAACUAACAUUCAGAAGAAAUACUACCGUGCUAUUCUGGAGAAGAAUUUUGCCUUCCUUUCAAAAGGGGGACCUGGUGGUGGUGGUAGCAGUGGUGGUGGGAAUGCUAACAUACCUAACCUUUUAAACACUAUGAUGGAACUUAGGAAGUGCUGUAACCACCCUUACCUUAUUAAAGGUGCUGAAGAGAAAAUUCUGGAUGAGUUCAGGGAGACUCAUCAUACAGAUUGUCCAGAUUUUCACCUCCAGGCAAUGGUCCAGGCUGCUGGAAAGCUAGUGCUGAUUGACAAGCUGCUGCCAAAAUUGAAGGCUGGUGGCCACAGGGUGCUUGUCUUUUCCCAGAUGGUGCGCUGCCUGGACAUUUUAGAGGACUACCUCAUCCAGAAAAGGUACCCGUAUGAGCGCAUUGAUGGUCGAGUGAGGGGUAACCUUCGACAGGCAGCUAUAGACAGGUUUUCCAAACCAGAUUCUGACAGAUUUGUCUUCCUGUUGUGUACAAGAGCAGGUGGUUUGGGUAUUAACUUAACUGCUGCAGAUACCUGCAUUAUCUUUGAUUCAGACUGGAACCCUCAAAACGACUUGCAGGCUCAGGCACGAUGCCACAGAAUUGGGCAGAGGAAAGCUGUAAAGAUAUAUCGUUUGAUAACCAGGAAUUCCUAUGAAAGGGAAAUGUUUGAUAAGGCCAGUUUAAAACUGGGUCUGGAUAAAGCUGUCCUCCAGUCCAUGAGUGGGAGAGAGAAUUCUGCUAAUGGGAUGCAGCAGCUUUCGAAAAAGGAGAUAGAAGAUCUCCUUCGCAAAGGAGCCUAUGGUGCCUUGAUGGAUGAGGAGGAUGAAGGAUCCAAAUUCUGUGAAGAAGACAUUGAUCAGAUCCUGAAGAGGCGAACACAGACCAUUACUAUAGAGUCUGAGGGAAAAGGAUCCACUUUUGCAAAGGCAAGCUUUGUAGCAGCUGGAAACCGAACAGAUAUUUCUUUAGAAGAUCCUGACUUCUGGCAAAAAUGGGCUAAAAAGGCAGAGCUGGAUAUGGAAGCAAUACAUGGAAGGAACAACCUGGUGAUAGAUACACCCAGAAUCAGAAAACAAACCAGACACUUUAGUUCAAUCAAGGAGGAGGACAUGAUGGAAUUUUCAGAACUGGAAAGUGACUCUGAGGAAAAGCCUAGUUUGAAACCGCGUCGACCUCAGGACAAAUCCCAGGGAUACCCGAGGACUGAGUGUUUCAGGGUAGAGAAGAACCUGCUUGUUUAUGGCUGGGGAAGAUGGACCGAUAUCCUGUCUCAUGGGCGGUUUAAAAGGCAGUUGACAGAACAAGAUGUAGAAACCAUCUGCCGUGCUGUCCUUGUGUACUGCCUUAAUCAUUACAAGGGAGAUGAAAAUAUCAAAAGCUUCAUUUGGGAUCUGAUCACCCCUACUGAAGAUGGGCAGACCAGAGCACUCCAGAACCACUCGGGACUGUCUGCUCCAGUGCCCAGAGGUCGCAAAGGAAAGAAGGUUAAAACCCAAUCCGCUCAACCUGUCUUACAGAAGGCAGGUUGGUUGGCAACCUGCAAUCCUGACACACUCUUUCAGGAGGAUAGUUACAAGAAGCACCUGAAACACCACUGUAACAAAGUCCUGCUGCGAGUCCGCAUGCUGUACUAUCUCAGGCAAGAAGUUAUCGGCGAUCAGGCAGACAGUAUCUUAGAGGGCACAGAUUCAAGUGAAAUAGAUGUUUGGAUUCCUCAGCCGUUCCAUGCUGAACUGCCUGCUGAUUGGUGGGAUAGAGAAGCAGAUAAAUCUCUCCUCAUUGGAGUCUUUAAACAUGGGUAUGAAAAAUACAACUCUAUGCGGGCCGACCCAGCUCUCUAUUUUUUGGAGAGAGUUGGGAUGCCUGAUGCCAAGGCCAUUGCUGCAGAACAGAGAGGAGCUGACAUUAUGGCAGAUGGUGCUGAUGGGGGAGACUUUGACAGAGAAGAUGAGGAUCCAGAAUACAAGCCAGCCAGAAUGCCCUUUAAGGAUGAAAUGGAUGAGUUUGCAAACUCUCCUUUGGAUGAUAAAGAUGAAGCCAUGGAUGCUGAAAUUGCUGGCAAAUCGGGUGAAAACGCAGAAUUGGGAAAAUUGUACUGGCCCAGUGCUUCCGCCCUGACAACCAGACUGAGACGCCUUAUCACAGCUUAUCAGCGGAGCUACAAGAGGGAGCAGAUGAGACAGGAAGCCAUGUCUAAGACUGACCGCCGGAGACGACGGCCCAGGGAGGAAGUGAGAGCCUUGGAAGCGGAGAGAGAAGCCAUUAUAACAGAGAGGCGUCAAAAGUGGACCAGGAGAGAGGAAGCUGAUUUCUAUCGUGUGGUGUCAACAUUUGGUGUUAUAUAUGAUGCAAGCAAGCAGCGGUUUGAUUGGAACCAAUUCCGAGCCUUUGCGCGACUGGAUAAGAAGACUGAUGACAGUUUGGAGAAGUACUUCUACUCCUUUGUGGCUAUGUGCAGAAGGGUGUGCCGUAUGGCCCUGAAAUCAGAUGAAGAGCCACCAGAUCCCACAAUCAUCAUUGAGCCUAUCACAGAGGAGCGUGCCUCCAGGACUCUGUAUCGUAUUGAGCUCAUGAGAAAGAUCAGAGAGCAGGUCCUUCCCCACCCAGAGCUGGAAGAGCGGCUCAAGUUAUGCCAGGCCAGCCUCGACCUUCCCGAGUGGUGGGAGUGUGGCCGCCACGACAAGGACUUGCUGGUGGGCGCCUGCAAGCAUGGAGUAAGCAGAACAGACUACCAUAUCCUGAACGACCCUAAUCUUUCCUUCUUGAAGGCCCACAAGAACUUUGCUCAGAACAAAAGCAGUGGCCAGUUUAGCGGCACUCCCCUACUCAGCCAGACCCCUUUGCUGGAUCCAUCUACACUCGCCUCCCAGAGCAAAAAGGAAGAGGACCAAGACCAGCCCAUAAAGCUAGAGGGGGCUGGGGUUCAGGAACUGGAUGAGAACAAAACUGAAGUGGGAUCUCCAAAGACAAAGGUGGAAAAGGAGAAUGGGGAUGAAAAAGCAAGUAAUGGAGAGAUGGUACUUGCUGAAGAUUCAGAAUCUGCUCUUGAGAGAGUCAUAUGUGAAACAGAAACAGCCCCAGAGGACCCAGAAGCACUUGCAGAGUUGGGGCCAAAAUCCCUCUCUGAGAAGGGCUCUGAGGAAGAUGAGGAUAAGAUGGAUGAUGAUGAUAAAUCUGAGGAAUCCUCCCAGGCUGAAGCUGGUGUAGCUUCCCAGGUUAAGAACUUUGAUGAAGAGAGCAAUGCAUCCCUUAGCACAGCUCGCGAUGAGACUCGAGAUGGUUUCUACGCAGAGGAUGGGGAAACCUCGAUGGCUCAGAUUCUUCACGAUAGAUCGUACUCCUUUUCCUUCUGGCCUAAGGACCGGGUAAUGAUCAAUCGGUUGGAUAAUGUCUGUGAGACAGUGGUGAAGGGGAAGUGGCCCGUUAACAGGCGUCAGCUGUUUGAUUUCCCUGGCCUGCUCCCUGGCUACAUUCCCUCAGUUAUAGACAGCCCUUUGCAGAGGAGGAGCUUCGCCGAGCUCUCCAUGGUGGGCCAGGCUAGUUACAGUGGCAGUGAGGACAUCGCACAGUCUCCACAGAUUUCAAAGCAGGAAGAUGCACUGAGCAUGCCUGUUCCCCGGCAGCGCAGGCGACGAAGGAGGAAGAUUGAGAUAGAGGCCGAGCGGGCUGUCAAAAGGAGGAAUCUGAUGGAGAUGGUGGCCCAGCUACGAGAGUCCCAUGUGGCCUCAGAGAGCCAUGACAAAGCUGUGGACUUAACAAAGGCCUUCCGAGAAGCAACCGGUUCUACCUCAAAUCUGUCUGCUGUUGCUUCCAAGUUUCUGUUGCCCAAUGCCUCCACCCCUACUCCCAAUGCCUUUAAAACACAAUUUGAGUUGCUGCAAGCUGGCUUUUCAGGCACACCCACCAGACACCUGAUGAAUGGCUCAAUCCUGGAUGGGGACCUACCCACAAAAAGGAGGAGAGGCCGCAGGAAAAAUGUUGAGGGUCUUGAUCUACUUUUCAUGGCCAACAAGAGGGCAUCAUUAAGUGCUGAGGAUGUAGAAGUGACCAAAGCUUUUGAGGAGGGAGUGCAGACCCCACCGCAACCACUGAGAAACAUUCCAUCUCCUGGUCAAUUGGACCCGAAUGCUCAUAUACCUGUCAUUAACUUAGAAAAUGGGACCAGGCUGGUGGGAGAAAAUGCUCCCCAAAACAAGGACUUGGUAGAAUGGCUAAAACAGCACCCCACUUACACUGUUGACAUGCCAAGUUAUUUACCAAAGCCUAAGCAGAAGAGACAUCGUUGUCGAAACCCCAAUAAGAUAGACAUUAACACUUUGACAGGAGAGGAGAGGGUGCCUGUAGUAAACCGCAGGAAUGGGAAAAAGAUGGGUGGAGCUAUGGCACCUCCAAUGAAGGACCUACCAAGAUGGCUUGAAGAAAAUCCAGAAUUUGUAAUUGCACCUGACUGGACAGAUAUCGUUAAGCAGUCGGGCUUCCUUCCAGAGUCCAUGUUUGACCGCCUUCUUACUGGACCGGUGAUGCGAGAGGAAGGAACAGGUCGCAGAGGGAGAAGGCCAAAGAGUGAAAUUGCCAAGGCGGCGGCACACGCAGCUGCAGCUGCAGCUGCAGCUGCCACAGCCUCCUCUUCAGGCAUCAACCCCCUGCUGAUGAACAGCCUGUUCGCAGGGAUGGACCUCACCAGUUUGCAGAACCUUCAAAACCUGCAGAGCUUGCAACUGGCCGGCCUCAUGGGAUUCCCGCCUGGCCUGGCCACAGCCUCUGUGGGAGGGGGAGGUGAUGCUAAGCAUGCAGCCGGUAUGCUGCCGCUGAUGCUACCUGGGAUGGCGGGGCUGCCCAACAUGUUUGGACUGGGUGGGCUCUUCAACAACAACUUGGCUGCUGCAGCAGUAGCUACUUCCAGCACUGCCUCCACAACAGGGGAGGCAGAGGAAGGGACAUCCAAGAUCGAAGAGAAGGAUGAAGAGAGUGAAGAUAAGGACUCUGACAAGUCUUGUGAGGUCUCCAGUGAAACGAACCGCGAAGGCUCUGCUAAUGCUGCUGCUGUUUCUGCAGCAGCAGCUGCUACUGCUGCAGCUGCUGCGAUGUCCACCAACCCUCUAGCCUUCAACCCAUUUCUGCUAUCCACUAUGGCUCCUGGUCUCUUCUACCCCUCAAUGUUUCUGCCCCCCAGCUUGGGAGGGCUCUCCCUCCAUGGGUUCUCACAGGCCACACUGGCUGGACUGCAGAAUGCUAUGGGCGGAAGUGGUAGAAGCAAGGAUAAAGAAGCUGACACUGAUGCCGAUCUUGGUACCAAGGAGGAAGAUGGGGUAAACGCCCUGGAAGACAGUGAUACGGAUGAGAGCCAGAACAAAACUGCAGAUUCCUCAGUGCUAGAAGAUGAGUUGGGCCCCUGUGAGGAGGUGGAUUCGCUUGACGGUGCAGAGGUGGUGGAAGAGGAUGUCAAUGAUGAAUAAAAAAAAAAAAACGCAUGAGCUUCCCACUCCUUCUGCUUCUCUGUUUCAAGAAGUGUUUUAAACUUUUUGACAAUUGGUUAGUCCUAAUGUUUACAUGCCAAUACAAUAUCCAAACUUAUUUUGGCUUUAUUGGCAUCUUUGUUUUUUUAAAGCAAAAAUUUAAAAAAAACAAACAGAAAAGCUGUCUAACAAGUGUAGCAAAAACGAAGUCCUGUUGCACAGAUGUUAAACUUGUUUCUUGGUUCUUAAGUAUUGUGCAGUGCAUUACUUGUUAUCCUAGGAGGAGUAAUGAAAUUUAAAUUUUUAGGAAAUUGUCAUAAUAAAGCUCUGCUGUUUUUUUCCUUACCACUGGUAUUAUGUUGACGAGCAACAAUUUAAUCCAGUGGUAUACAGUUUUAACAGCAUUAAUAACUGCUGCUGAAAAGGAAAAUGAAGAUGUAUAGCUAACUUUUUUUUUUUUUCCCCCAAUUUUUUUGCUGUGAAGAUCAGGAUGAAAUUCAAACAUAUCAUGUCCACAGACUCUUAUUGUUGAGUUUCACAAUCUAAACAGAAGUGUGAAGGUGUUGACCUGGAGGCGCAGCAAUAACUAAGGCAGCUGUUGAAUGUUAGAUUAUUCUCAGAAUAAAAACACCUGAAGGGUGACCAUAAGAUAAAAACUACAGUCAAUUUGUCUCAUUGUUAAUGCACUGGUAUGAACUAUAUAAUAAAAAAAAAAAAAACAUUAAAAAAAAAAAAAAAAAAAAAUCAGGUACAUUUCUCCUAAUGAAAGGACUUGUGUUACUUUAGCCACAAAGCUAAACAGCAUUACCUCAAUUCUAUCUAGCCUUGAAGUUUACAGACAUGACUUUGUAAAUGUUUGUUUUUUCUUUCUUUGUGAUGUUGUUGUUGUUUUAUUUUAUUUUACUAUCAUGUAUGAUGAGAUGUAAAUUGCUGCCAACUGUAGUAAUGAUACUUUUAAUAAAAGUGACUUUUGAUAUUCGUCUAGGAAACCAAAUCAGAAUGUAUGUGGUCUUUUAUAUAGGUUUCUUGGAAACUCAUUGUGAUCUAGCCUCUUGUAAUAAACUGUAGUGUUUGUUAAAUGCACCUCUGAUGCCCCUUUUUGUGUAUGUAUGAGACAAGAAGUGAAGAAAAUAAGAGUUUCACAUCACAGGCAAGGGAAUAAACAUUUUCAUAAGAGCAAUAUAUUACAGGUUAUUCAUACUGCUUUAAGCAUCAGGCUAGUAAAUGUGUUUUGUUUUUUGUUUUGUUUCCUGCAUAUACUAAAUACCUUAAGGGAAUAGAUUUCUUUUGUACAAUAAAAUGUUACUGAAACAAU